AUGGCGACCAAGUGUGUUCACAAAGGCUGCGGUAAGGUCUUUACUGACCUGGAGGAGGAUUGUAUCUAUCAUCCAGGGCCACCAGUCUUCCACGAGGGCCAAAAAGGCUGGAAAUGCUGCAAACCCCGCGUUCUCACCUUUGACGAGUUCUUGACCAUCCCACCUUGCACAACCGGCAAACACUCCACAGUCGACGAUACUCCGAAAGAAGCACCCAAAGAAAUUGAUGGCGCCGCAUUAGCGAAUCUUGUCACUGAGGAUGCAGCUCGUGUGACGACGCCGAUCUCUGCCGCUGCAGCCGCUCUUCCUACACCGACACCCAACACAGCAUCCGCGCCUGCACCGGAGCCAGAUUCUGAUGAUCCGUCACUCUCGAUUCCUUCGAAUGCCACCUGCCGACGUAAGGGUUGCAAUGCCACUUAUAACCCCGAUGCUUCGCGGGAUAGUGAAACGUGUGAGCACCACCCGGGACAGCCAAUUUUCCAUGAGGGUAGCAAAGGAUGGUCUUGCUGUAAGAGGAGAGUCCUAGAAUUUGACGAGUUUAUGAAGAUUCCUGGUUGCAAAGAGAAGAAGAGACAUCUGUUUGUUGGCAAGGGAAAGCCUGCGGGAGAGGAGAAGGUGGAGGAUGUCCGAACCGAUUUCUAUCAGACCGCUACUACCAUCAAUGCAUCACUAUACCUGAAAAAGAUCGAUAAGGAAAAAGCAAAAGUCACAUUCACAGAAAACACAGUCGAGUUCGACCUUCCAACAACCGACAACAAACGGUUUAUAAAAACAUUCAAUCUUUUCGGUCCUAUCGAUCCAGAGGCAUCGUCAUAUAGCAUCUUUGGCACUAAGAUGGAUUUCAAAUUAGCGAAGAAGGACGGCCAGAGUUGGCCGGUGUUGCGCAGCGAUGAUAAAUGGACCGGAGAGCGUAUCCAGACUGGAAAGGCCAGCCGCGUUGCUUAA
Molecule: messenger RNA, 948 nt
Organism: Talaromyces marneffei
Lineage: Eukaryota; Fungi; Ascomycota; Eurotiomycetes; Eurotiales; Trichocomaceae
Exons: 3
Coding region: 1-948 (315 amino acids)
Source: RefSeq, a predicted model, not a curated record